Messenger RNA from Medicago truncatula (barrel medic), 1497 nucleotides. RefSeq names its product probable transcriptional regulatory protein At2g25830. The record is from RefSeq and is a predicted model, not a curated record. NCBI's taxonomy places the organism in Eukaryota, Viridiplantae, Streptophyta, Magnoliopsida, Fabales, Fabaceae. Bases 97 to 1062 code for a protein of 321 amino acids. The transcript is spliced from 7 exons. Gene Ontology annotation, cellular component: chloroplast.
AAUUACCAAGUGAUAUAAUCCAGUAGAGGAGCAUAUCCUUGCCUUUGUAUUGUAUGAUUCUCCCCCGUAUAUGCCAUUACCGGUAACAGUUACAGGAUGUUGCGAGUGGCGCUUAGCCUUCACGCGUUCUCAACUCGCGGCGUUUUCUCCACGCGCCUCAGUUCCUCCUCAUUCUUCCUCCUUCACAGGAAUAUACAUAUUAUUUCACCGUCGCUGCUGGAUGCAAAUGUAAUAAACUUUACUAAUUACCAUAACGACAACAACCGUCGAGUUCGAGUUAGAAGAAGAACCAUAUGGACUUCCACUCCUCUUUGUAUGGGCAGACGUUCCUGCAAAAUCGCCGGUCGAAAGGAAGCCAACAAUGCAAAGAAGAUGAAACUAUACUCAAGGAUUGGAAAGGAAGUCGUGUCUGCAGUAAAGAAAGGCGGUCCUAAUGUAACAUCAAAUUCAGCCUUGGCUGCUGUACUAGAAAAAGUAAAGGAGCUUGAUGUGCCAAAAGAUAUUGUCGAGCGCAACAUCAAGAAAGCAACCGAGAAGGGGCAAGAGGAUUAUAUUGAGAAAAUUUAUGAGGUUUAUGGCUAUGGAGGAGUUAGUAUGGUAGUUGAGGUAUCAACUGAUAAGAUAACUCGUUCUGUGGCAAAGAUUAGAGAAGUGAUAAAGGACUAUGGAGGAAAGAUGGCAGAUUCUGGGUCUGUGUUAUUUAAGUUUAGACGUGCUCGGGUAGUAAGUAUUAAAGUCACUAAUGCUGACAAAGAUCAUCUGCUUGGCAUUGCUUUAGACGCUGGCGCGGAGGAUGUAAUUGAUCCUCCAACUUAUGAAGAUGAUACUGAAGAGGAUAGGUCAGAAAGGUAUUAUAAAAUUGUUGGUUCUUCAGAGAACUAUUCAUCUAUACUAUCGAAGUUGCGAGAGGAGGGCAUAGAGUUUGAGCCUGAUAAUGGUUCUGAGCUUCUUCCAAAUACUACAAUUGAGGUAGAUGACGAGGCUAUGGACUUGAACAAGGAACUUAUGAGCAAAUUACUUGAGCUCGAUGAUGUUGAUGCUGUUUAUACAGACCAGAAAUAGUAAUUUUUAUAUCUUUAAGCUGGUCAGCUGACAAAUCUAGGUUAUUCUGAUACUUGGAAUCCAUAUCACAUUAUUUAUCUGGUCCAUUUGCAAGAUGCAAAGUCGGUUCAAAAUAUUAUUAGGGAUUCCUCCAUCAAACAGUUAUUUACCAGAUAUGCAGAUCCGGCUCGUGUAGUGUCUAAUCUGUUUUUUUUUUUCCUUUGCCAGGGUAGCCAGAAGCAUGUUUUCUGGGAAGGGAAUUUCAUUUUGAAUUUUUGAUUCAUAAUUGAGGUUAUUUAAGUCAUUUGUUGUCUUUUUUUUUUUUUAGAGGAAAUCAUUUGUUGGCUUAAUGAUACAAGGAAUUGAACGCUUCAAUAAAAAUAAAAUUGGAAAAAAAAAAUCCAAUAGUAACAAAAGAAGUUAAAAUUGUUUCCUUCUGGUUGGGUUUGUUGAUUC